Messenger RNA from Acanthopagrus latus (yellowfin seabream), 2143 nucleotides. It is a transcript of the gene c9, whose product is annotated as complement component 9. Gene Ontology annotation, cellular component: membrane attack complex. Gene Ontology annotation, biological process: immune response. The transcript is spliced from 11 exons. The coding region runs from base 1 to 1752 and encodes 583 amino acids. Lineage: Eukaryota; Metazoa; Chordata; Actinopteri; Spariformes; Sparidae. The record is from RefSeq and is a predicted model, not a curated record. Gene Ontology annotation, molecular function: protein binding.
AUGAGGAUUGAGGUUGCUCUCCAGCUGGGCUUCAGUGCCCUGUGUCUAACUUUGCUGCUUUUUGGAGAAGGAAUGGCUGUGGACCUUCCUGAUCCACCACCAGUAGACUGUGCUUGGGGCCGAUGGACCGAGUGGCGUUCAUGUGAUCCUUGCACAAACUCCCGAAGGCGUUCCCGAAGUGUAGAAGUGUUCGGCCAGUUUGGCGGCCAGGCCUGCACUGAGCCGAUAGGGCAGAGCGAGUCCUGCCAAACAAAUGCAACAUGUGAUCGACCGCCUCCUCCUGCGUGCGCCGACUCAGAGUUCCAGUGCGAGUCAGGUUACUGCAUCAAAAGGAGAUUAAUGUGCAACGGGGACUAUGACUGCGAAGACGGAUCCGAUGAGGACUGUGUGACUCAGCGAAAACCCUGUGCUACAACAGUAGCACUGGACAUCAAUGAGCAAAGCAGGACAGCAGGAUAUGGAAUCAACAUCUUGGGCUCAGCUCCUCGAAUGAACCCCUUCUACAACGAUUUCUUCAACGGGAAGUGUGACCGCGUCAGGAAUCCGAACAAUGGGAAUAUGGAAAGGACCCCCUGGAACGUCGGUGUGUUCAGAUACGAGACUCGUGUGGAAGAAACCACUUCUCGAGAGAUCUAUGAGGACACACACAGCCUCCUGAGGGAAAUAUUGAAAGAGAUGAGUUUUAAAGUCGACGCCGGACUUUCCUUCAAAUUUAGUAAAACUGAGGAAUCCAUGUCUGAGAAGGCUUCGUCUGUGGAGGCAGGGGUUGAAUACGAGAAGAAAACGAUGAUUAAGGAGUUCUCAGAGUACACCACCAUCAAGAACAAGAGCUUCAUGCGGGUGUUGGGCAGGGUGGAGCUGAGCACCUACAGGCUGCGCUCCCGCGAGCUCCAGGUGGCUGAGGAAUUUCUGGAGCAUGUCAAGUCGUUGCCUCUGGAGUACGAGAAGGGUAUUUACUUUGCCUUCCUGGAGGACUACGGCACGCACUACACCAAAAACGGGUUGUCUGGCGGUGAAUAUGAGCUGAUCUACGUUCUCAACCAGGACACCAUCAAAGAGAAGAAUAUCACAGAGAGACAUGUUCAAGAAUGCGUCAAAAUAGGCAUCACAGUAGAUAUUGCCGGCGAAACUGGCGGACACGUGAAACCUGAAAACUGCGAUGACGUAACAAACAAAUUCACUGAUGAACGCGAAGGAAAAGCAGUGGUGGACAAGGUGAUGACGUCAGUCAGAGGAGGUACUCUAGAAGGUGCUGCUACUAUGAGGGCAAAACUGAAUAAAGACGGAGUGAUGGACGUCGAUACGUACCGGAACUGGGCUCGGACCAUCGCUGACGCCCCGGCACUGAUAAAAAGUGAGCCACAGCCCAUCUAUACGCUAAUUCCACUGGACAUGCAGGACGCUAACGCCAGGAUCUCUAACCUGAGGCAGGCCACAGCAGACUACGUGGCAGAGUAUAACUUGUGCAAGUGUAAGCCAUGUCAUAACGGCGGCACUCUCACCCUGCUGGACGGAAAGUGUAUCUGCAUGUGUACUAACCUGUUCGAAGGCCUGAGCUGCCAGAACUUCAAAGGCGACAAAACACGAACCGGAGGUGCGAGACCGACUGUUGAGCAGGAAGGUAACUGGUCCUGCUGGUCUGGCUGGUCCAGCUGCACGGGGGGGACGCGCUCCAGGAUACGCGACUGCAAUACGGACGGGCUUGUUGGAGCUGCGUGCAGAGGAAGCAGAACAAGCCAAGAAUACUGCUAGGCAGAUAAAUGAUCAUUCAACUACCAACCUGUAUCUAUCAAACACACCUAUGUGCAACUAAAAAACAAGAAUCAAAAGAUUUAAAGUCAUGCACAUAUUUGGUUUUGCAUGCUAAGUUAGGAGAUCAGAGCCAUCUUGAGUUUGAUAACAGAUAAUGCACGUCAUAAAACUGUUAAUAGAUUAUUUUGGGCACAUUUUUGUGAUUUGACUAUGUGGAAUUUGAGUGUAAAGCAUCGAUUGUGUCAUAGAUUUAGUAGAAAGGAGGAGCCGUUGUACCAAAGUCUCCAACAAAUGAAACGAAAACCAAAGCAAAGUAUCAAACACAGCAUGUCUGUUAUUUUAAUAAAGAUGUGGUGCCACGGUCCCCCGCUGUUCGCUUUGCUGACCUAAG